GAUGUGAACUGUCAGAUGCUUUCCUAACACAUUAUGCUUUAAACAGCUCUAACAUUCAUAUACACCACGCUGAAUGAGACGCACCGACUGUCCCGCCGGACGCUGGUAGACCGUUUAUGAGAGGAAGCUCAAGGUUCCAGGUGCAGCCAUGCCGGUCUCCCGGCUGUGGGCCGUGGAUGUGUACGGCAGGGUCUACAGCCUGUCCACAGCGGGGCAGCAGUGGGAGCUAUGCCACGACACGCAGAUGGAGUUCAAGCGGGUGACGGCGGCUCAGCAGUGCUGCUGGGGCAUCGCCUGCGACAACAAGAUCUACCUGAACGUCCACGCUUCUGACCUGCCCAUCCGCUACCAGGAGGAGACCUACGAGAAUCAAAGAUGGAAUCCUGUGGAUGGUUUCUCUGAGCGUUUGUUGCCAAGCGACCGCUGGCAAUGGAGUGAUGUCACUGGUCUGCAACACCAACCUCUGGACAGCUUCCAGCUUCCCUCCAGCAGCUGGGAGUGGGAGGGCGACUGGUACGUGGAUGAAAACUUUGAGGGGGAACCCACAGAGAAAGCGCAGGGAUGGAGUUAUGCCAUUGACUUCCCUGCCACCUACACCAAAGAUAAAAAGUGGAACUCCUGUGUCCGUCGCAGGCGAUGGCUCCGCUACAGGAGGUACAAAGCCAUGGACACUUGGGCUAAGAUACCCUCACAGCAGACAUCUCUACCAGAUCCCUUCAGCGACAUCAGCUGUGGAGGGUGGGAGAUCAGUGAGGAGCCCAGGGGCCGGCUGUCUCUGUGGGCUGUGUCCCUGCAGGGCAAGGUGUGGUUCCGAGAAGGCAUUUACCACCACAAUCCUGAGGGCUCAACUUGGGAGGAUGUGCCUCUCCCCGGUGAAGUGGUCCAGAUAAGCUGUGGUCCAGGGGAUCUGAUCUGGGCGGUGCUGUGGGAAGGGCAGUUUAUUGUCAGGGAGGGCAUCAACCGAGACUGCCCCCGAGGUACCUCCUGGGCAGUGGUGGACUCCCCCAGUCCUGAUGUAGGAGCCACACAUGUAGCUGUGGGAGACAAUGUUGUUUGGGCUGUGACCAAGGACAACAAAGUGUGGUUCAGGCGUGGCGUGAACUCCCACAACCCCUGCGGCUCCGGCUGGAUCAGCAUGGUUGGAGAAAUGAUAAUGGUCAACGUAGGACUCAACGACCAGGUGUGGGGCAUCAGCUCUGAGGACCGGGCGGUGUACUUUCGACAGGGUGUGACUUCCAGCGAACUGAGUGGCAAAACCUGGAAGGCCAUCAGCGUUCCCAGAGAUGGAGACAGAUCCCAUUCCAGUGCCAGCACCAACAGUCUGCAGAGUGCUGGAUGUUACUUCUGUGGUGAGGUGCGUGGUCAGUCUGUAGUGAGCGAUGUGGAGUCAGACACAGAAAAAGGAUCUACAGAUGAAGCCAGCUGCUUAGCUUCCUCCGCCGCCCCAGAGUCAGUGGUCGAUGCUCCCACAGACCCCUCCAGCCAGCCUGCCGACACCCCUAAACCCCGCAUCCCCAAGGUCACCAGCGACAGCUUCAUCUCUGAGCUCGUGUCUGACCGAGAACCAGGAAAGCCCACUAGAGGGAUGGGACCAACUUCUCCUGCUGUCCUGGAGGAGGAGGUCAUCUCCGGAGAAGUAGAGGACAAAGCUCCAUGUGCUGAUGUCGUUCUUUCCCCGAGCCAGUCUGGAGGGCCUCUUGACCCCCAGUGGAGUAACGUGGACCUGGAGGAGGCGCAGAACCAGCAUGCCCAAACUGCAGCAGUGUUGGACUCCACUGAUACAUGCAGCUUGUCAUCAGUAGCCACAUACACCCUCGCCAUGGAGGACCCGUACGGGGCAGAUGAGCACCCUCUGUGGGCGUGGGUCAGCGGAGGAGGCUGCUCUGUGGACAGCCACUCCCAACUCAACUGGUUCAACUGCACCAUGAAUGCUUCAAUGUUAGCCCAGUCGGUCCAGUCCAUGAGUCUGUCAGUCAGUCCAGCCCAAACAGCAGCCUGGCGGAGACAAAUCUUUGAGCAACUCAGUGAAAGAACCAAGAGAGAGAUGGAUAAUUUCAGACAUUAUGAACAAGCCAUAGAACAGUCGGUGUGGGUGAAGAAGGGAACCAUGCAGUGGUGGAGAGACUGGAAGCCUCACAAGUGGGUAGAUGUUCAUUUUGCCCUGGAGCAGUUCUCAGGACCGGAGGGCAACAAGGACGGCAUCCUUUUCAUUUACUACAACUUUUAUGAAGAGAAGAAGUACUUGCAUGCCUUCAUCAAUGAGGUGACCAUCCUGGUCCCUGUGCUAAAUGACUCCAAACACACUUUUGCCAUCUACACGCCUGAGCGCACCAAACAGAGAUGGCCAAUGCGGUUGGCGGCACCCACAGAGCUUGAGAUGCAUGAUUGGCUGGCGUUACUGAGUGUGUCAUGCUGUGACUCCAGGGGGAUCCAAGGUCCUCCCUCCAAACAGGCAAUCUGGUCUAUCACCUGUAAAGGGGACAUCUUUGUCAGCGAGCCCUCUCCUAACCUGGAGGCCAUGCCCUACCCCACACCCUGCAACCAGAUGUUCUGGCGGCAGGUUGGAGGUCACCUGCGCAGCGUGGAGUGUAACAGCGAUGGGAUAGUGUGGGGGAUCGGUUACGACCACACUGCCUGGGUCUACACUGGGGGCUAUGGAGGAGGCUUCUUCCAGGGACUGGCCAGCAGCACCGACAACAUUUACGUACAGACCGAUGUCAAAAGUGUCUACAUCUAUGAGAACCAGAGGUGGAACCCUGUCACUGGCUACACCAACAGGGGUCUACCUACAGACCGCUACAUGUGGAGUGAUGCAUCAGGACUACAUGAGUGCACAAAAACUAAUACCAAACCUCCUACCCCUCAGUGGACAUGGGUGUCUGAAUGGGCAGCUGACUACAGUGUCUCUGGAGGGACGGACAGAGAAGGCUGGCAAUAUGCAGCUGAUUUUCCAGCGUCAUAUCACGGCUAUAAAACGAUGAAGGACUUUGUACGUCGCAGGCGAUGGGCCAGGAAGUGUAAACUGACCACCACAGGACCCUGGCAAGAAAUCCCACCCAUCCCACUGAGUGACAUGACCAUCCUGCCGUCUGCAGCUCAGAGCAGCGUGGACGUGGUUCCUCUGUGGGGGAUCAGCAAUAAGGGAGACGUGCUCUGUCGACUGGGAGUUACUGCACUGACACCUGCUGGAUCCUCAUGGCUUCACGUGGGAACUGACCAACCUUUCAAGUCUAUCUCUAUCGGGGCAGCCAGCCAGGUUUGGGCCAUUGCCAGGGAUGGUUCUGCCUUCUACAGGGGAUCUGUCUCUCAGCAGACUCCUGCAGGAGACUGUUGGUACCACAUCCCCUCCCCAACCAAACAGAAGCUGAAGCAGGUGUCUGUGGGUAGGACAUCAGUGUAUACUGUAGAUGAAAAUGGUAACUUGUGGUACCGGCAGGGUUUGACUCCCAGUUACCCUCAGGGCUCCUCCUGGGAACACAUCUCAAAUAAUGUGCGCAAAGUCUCUGUCGGGCCUCUGGACCAGGUGUGGAUCAUAGCAGACAAGGUACAGGGCAGCCACAGCCUGAGCUGUGGGACAGUGUGCCAUCGACUAGGAGUCCAACCCAUGGAACCCAAAGGACAGUCAUGGGACUAUGGCAUUGGGGGUGGAUGGGACCACGUCACAGUGAGAGGGAACUCGAUGGAGCCGCCCCGUGUCUGCCUUCCUUCUCUAACAAACCCAUCUGCCUUGGCCCCUCGGAGCCCCCUCCCUGCCAGAAACACAGAGGUCAAUGGAAAUGCUGUGGGAUGUUAGAUACACGCAAACACACUCAAAGGUGUACACAUGCUGUUUGUUGUUUUCAAAUGUGCUGUUUAUCAAAACAACACAUGUAACCAUCCUAAAACAUAUUACUUUUGUAGAAAAUGUUAAUUUAAAGCCACCUUUAUAUUUAAUAUUGAAGUAGCAGCAGAUAAUUCAACUCUGAACUGUAGACACCACUCCAGCCAAUGUAACAAAGGUUUAUGGAAAAUACUACAAUCCCAUCAGUCUCUGAAAUGUUAAAGGGGACUUAUCAUGCUUUUUCUUAUUUUCGGUCAGAUAUAUAAUGUUACAAUGCUGGAUGGUCAUAUUAAACAUGGCUAAAGUGUCAAGUAAUGAAGUAAACAGCUCCGUUAACAUCAUGGUGUUUUUCCAUUGUUUUAGGAGUGAUUACGCUAAGUCAUGACUUGAGUUGAGCUGGCUCAUCAUUCGUAUUUUUCCAUUACAAAACACAACAAUGUAACAUAAGUAGUUUACCUGUUGGGGAUGUGGUACAGCUCUUCAUCAAACACCAGCAUCAUCAUCAUCAUCAUCACUGGGGCUGUUUAGGCUUGUACUAUUCCUCCAUGAAUUAUUUCUAACUGAUCCAAUGAACAAAGAACUCUGCUGCAUAAAGGGCCAGUAUAAGAUAAGAUAAGAUGUUUUUUGAACUGUGAAUCAUGCAAAGCUACUCUGGCAGAGUCCCAGAAUAG
Scomber japonicus (chub mackerel) is the source of this 4491-nucleotide messenger RNA. RefSeq names its product tectonin beta-propeller repeat containing 1a (gene tecpr1a). NCBI's taxonomy places the organism in Eukaryota, Metazoa, Chordata, Actinopteri, Scombriformes, Scombridae. The coding region runs from base 149 to 3793 and encodes 1214 amino acids. The transcript is spliced from 24 exons. Gene Ontology annotation, cellular component: membrane. The record is from RefSeq and is a predicted model, not a curated record.